AUGAAAAGUUACACCCCGGUGCCUGUUAAAGUAGCAAACAACAAGAACCGCAAGCUCGGAACGUGGACCCCUGAGGUUUUCACUUAUCCACCAGUGGAGGAGUUUAAAGGCUGGUCCGUCAAAGACACCACCCCACUACCAUACCGUGCUUUCAAGCACACAUACUUUUUCACCAUGGGUAUUCGGUCGAUGGACUGGAACUCGUGGAUCGAGUUAGACAAUGAGUGGAUGAAGUACCACAACAACAAGGUUGAAAGAAUCGCCGACCGUGGUCAUGAGUUGAUUGGGACCGACCCAGUGGUGUGGGAUGCUGCCAUCGAAUUACUCACAGAGUUCAGAAACUUUUUACCAACUAGAUAUCCAACCUUGUUCAAGAAGACCGAGAAGGGUAUCAACAAUUUGGUCACAGGCGAAGUUUUUGAGUUCGUCAAUGUCCCUAGAAAUGAAUUUAAGAAAGACCCUAUGGAAAUGGCUGCACUCAUGGUUCAAGAUGAUUUGGCAAUUUUAAAAGAGGACGAAAAUGGACAGUACAUCUUGAAAGGUGGUGCUAUCAUGCUAGCUGGUUUCUGGCGUUUACGGGACAAACUGAAUCUUCCAUUAAGUGCUAUCCAUACCACGGGAGAUGUGCCAAAGUACAAUGAAAAAUUGAAAAGACCAAUGGAAAAGUUUUUCUCCAGACUCACUUGCGAUAAGCCAGUUGUCAGAAACAACUACUUUCUACAGACUGAUGCAGACCUAGCAUGGUCCUCGUCGAUUGGUCCUGAGGACAAGGAGGUUGUUGGUUGGAACACAGCUGAAGUUGCCACAGAUAUCAAUAAGAUGUAUUAUCGUUCAGAAAGACAGUCUGUCAGGAGGUUACCAAUCUCAGGCUGCAUAGUGUUCACUAUCCGAACGUAUUUCUUACCUAUUACAAAGAUGUGCAAAGAGCCUUACAUUCCAAAGAGGUUGUUGGAUGGUAUUUUGAGUUGGGAUGAAGAUGUCAAGCGUUAUAGAGGUUAUGAAAAAUUCCAUGGUCUCCUCUUGCCAUACUUAGAAGAGCAGGCCAAGAUUCAGGAAGCCGAGGGUUACACAGUUGACACCGAGCCUGACAGUUACCCAUUUUAG
This is a messenger RNA of Pichia membranifaciens NRRL Y-2026, 1104 nucleotides long. RefSeq lists its product as hypothetical. The transcript has a single exon. The record is from RefSeq and is a predicted model, not a curated record. NCBI's taxonomy places the organism in Eukaryota, Fungi, Ascomycota, Pichiomycetes, Pichiales, Pichiaceae. Bases 1 to 1104 code for a protein of 367 amino acids.